Mesorhabditis belari is the source of this 1671-nucleotide messenger RNA. Lineage: Eukaryota; Metazoa; Nematoda; Chromadorea; Rhabditida; Rhabditidae. The record is from the annotation of a GenBank genome assembly.
AUGCGAAGGCAUCCAUGGGAGCACCAUGACUUGGCGCAGAAAAUCGUGCAACAUGGCCCAAUUCGGCCCUCAUCCUCGCAAAGCGAUCAUCGACAUGGACGCUUUGCUAGACUUUUGCAGAGAUUAAAAGUUUGCGUUCACUGUCGGUGUGAUCGGGUGGAUCACGAAGUUGCUCCAAAUCAAGUGCUUUCCGUCUACGAUCGUCUCGGUGUCAAGCCGCCUGCAGAUAUGCCACUCGGAGGGGCGGCAAAAACGGAUGCGCCCGGCUCGGUGGCUCAUGGAUACGCCUGGGUGCCUCCAGGGCUCACCCGCAAGAAGGUGGAAGAGUAUAUGGCCCAGUUGCCGAAUCACGUCGUUCCGCGCACGAAUUCAGCCGGCGAAAAGUACAGAGAAAAGCAACUCCUCAGCCAGCUUCCUCGUCAGGAUCUGUCGGCGGCCUACUGUCGCCAUUUAAGGACACCAAUUGAGCGAAAGGUCUACGAGGAGUUCAUUAACGCUCGCAAUGAGAUCGCUUUGGACAUCGGUUAUGUGUCGGCGAAUAUCACCAAAUCAAUGGAAUGCAAAAAAUGUCGUGGUCUCCUCGAUCGCAACGAGAUGGCGGUGGUGGCACCAAAACUCGGCGAGAACGUCGGCUGGCAUCCCGCGUGCUUCACUUGCCGCACUUGUGAUCAGCUAUUGGUCGAUUUGACGUAUUGUGUCCGGGAUGGGGACAUCUUCUGCGAGCGUCACUACGCCGAGUUGCACAAGCCGCGCUGUGCCGCUUGUGAUGAGUUGAUCUUUGCGGGUGAAUAUACAAAAGCGAUGAACAAAGACUGGCACAGUGAUCAUUUCUGCUGUUGGCAAUGCGAUCAAACGCUCACCGGGCAGAGGUAUAUUAUGCGAGACGAGCAGCCAUAUUGUAUCAAAUGCUACGAGGACGUUUUCGCGAAUUCUUGUGACGAGUGCGCGAAGCCGAUUGGUAUCGAUUCAAAGGAUCUCUCAUACAAAGAGAAGCAUUGGCACGAGCACUGUUUCCUCUGCAAUAUGUGCAAGGUUUCCCUCGUCGAUAUGCCAUUUGGAUCGAAAAACGAUCGUAUUUUCUGCUCAAAUUGCUAUGAUCAGGCUUUCGCGACACGGUGCGACGGAUGCAAUGAGAUUUUCCGAGCAGGCAUGAAAAAGAUGGAGUACAAGGGGAAACAAUGGCACGACAAAUGUUUCUGCUGCGCUCACUGCAAGAAUCCCAUCGGCACAAAGAGUUUCAUUCCGAAAAAUGAGGAGGUCUACUGUGCCGGCUGUUAUGAGGAGAAAUUCGCCACCCGUUGCACAAAGUGUAAAAAGGUGAUCACGACGGGCGGUGUGACGUACAAAAACGAGCCGUGGCAUCGCGAGUGUUUCUGCUGUUCGAAUUGUCAAGCCUCGCUCGCCGGUCAAAGAUUUACAAGCAAAGACGAGAAGCCGUAUUGCGCGAAUUGCUACGGGGAUUUGUUCGCGAAACGAUGUAACGCUUGUACAAAGCCGAUCACGGGAAUCGGUGGCGCCAAAUUCAUCUCAUUCGAGGAUCGACACUGGCACAAUGAUUGUUUUAUUUGCGCUCAAUGCACGACGAGUCUCGUCGGAAAGGGUUUCAUCACCGAUCAACUCUCAAUUCUCUGUCCAGAGUGUGCAAAGGCGAGGCUGAUGGCGGCAAAUUCA